Dreissena polymorpha is the source of this 2207-nucleotide messenger RNA. RefSeq lists its product as uncharacterized. Lineage: Eukaryota; Metazoa; Mollusca; Bivalvia; Myida; Dreissenidae. The transcript is spliced from 6 exons. The record is from RefSeq and is a predicted model, not a curated record. The coding region runs from base 67 to 1437 and encodes 456 amino acids.
UCCACUGUGACGUCAUUUCACGUCGUUGCUAGUGCAUUGAACAACACAUACACCAACUGCACAAAUAUGGGGAAGUCAGGAUGUUUACCGCCCGGCAGCUGCCGGUGGCUCGUGCAAUUUAAGAAUUCGAUGAAUGCCAGGAUGGCGAAAUUCAAAAAUGACUUCCGGCGGAAGUUUUUUCGUGACAACAAGCAUCUGGGACAGCUACGUGCCGACCAACUUCACAAUGAGACGGGAACCCGAGAUAUGGAAAUCACGAAACAGAUGUCCAAGCCUGCAGCGGACAGUAGUGUCCCUAAACAGAAGGUCGUCAAGAAAUCAACUAACGGUUAUCAACCCUCCUUGUAUGCUGAAGAAGCAAGUCCCGAGAUUCAACGGACUCAAGUUGUAAAGAAUUCAAACGACGAAAACAACCGGAACUCUUCGCCAAAUUGUCGCGAUUCAAGCCAGGUCACAAUCAAAGCCGUUGUUCACGAACACACUCCAACCCGUUCCAAGGAAGAAGAACUAGAUGAAUUCGUGACUACAGUCAUCCGCAACUCUGUGGCACAUCUGAUCAAGGAAGCCAGCGUUGCGUACCUAAUGAAAGACUCAGCGGAGAACUUGCUGAAGAGAAACGACAGCAAUGUGGAAACAACCGGCAAACACGUUAUCAAGGAUACCGACACCACCAACCAACACGUGGUCAUUGAUACCGACACCACUAACGAACAUGUUGUCAUUGAUACCGACAUCACCAACGAAAAGGUUGCCAUUGAUACCGACACCACCAAGGAACAGGUUGUCAUUGAUACCGACACCACCAAUGAGCGCGUGGUCAUUGAUACCGACACCACGAACGAACACGUGGUCAUUGAUACCGACACCAACAACGAAUGCGUGAUCAUUGAUACCGAAACCACCAACGAACAGGUUGUGAUUGAUACCGACACCACCAACGAACGCGUGGUCGUUGAUACCGACAACACCAACGAACGCGUUGUUAUUGAUACCGCCACCGCCAACGAACACGUAGUAAUUGAUACCGACACCACCCACGAACGCGUUGUCAUUGACACAGACAACACCAACGAACGCGUUGUCAUUGAUACCGACAUCAUCAAAGAAUCCAACGCUAUGAACAUCAUCAAGGCGUCAUCCGAGAUCGUCCUGAAGGAACAGGGCGACAAUUUCGACAUCUGCUACGAACAGGUUGUCAAGGAAACCGACAACGUUUCCGUAUCUUCAAGCGUGUUAAGCGCUUUUGCUGAGAGCGCAGUGAAGGCUAGUCUGUUUGAGAAGGAUGUCGUCGACAACGUUAACCAGUCCGCGAUGGUCCCAACGUCCGCCGUCAAGGCUCGCAGAUCACCAAGGACAGUGAAGGAAUUCUUAGAGAUGAUUGGAGUACCUGAUUGCCGGGACAGCUCCAGCCUUCACCUUCCCGACGUCGACAUUUAGACAUUUAAAUUAAGCCCCAGUCUCAUAUAAGCACGGUUGGCUACGGCAGUUCCGAAUCAUCACGAAUACACCCGGAUCAAGAUCCGGGACGAUCCGUGGACUAGUUGGUUUCUAAGCGUCAAAGGUUUUACCAAGAUCAUAACGUCGGUGACAACACGGCACCUAACCGGCCACACGUACAAACACGGACAUACCCGGCAGCAUUACGCAAACAACACGGAACACUCAGAACUACACGGCAGAGACACUUACCAUCAGGUUGGUUUUCGGUGCAUCCAUUAUUUUACAAUCAGAUCUCGAAAGAGUAUCCUCGAAACUUUUCAUUUUUUAUGUGACUCUUAAUUGCAUAAUAUUUUCAGUUUUUUAUUAUCACACAGCAUAAAAUCUUGCACAUAUAAGUAUCAUAUCAUGUCUUAAAUUUUGGACACGGACCCGGCUUCUAAGCUGAAGUAGGCCCGACGAUAUUCGCGUUGGUUAUUUGUUUCCGCUUUGAUUGCGUUCAAAGAUAUCCGAAAACACAUCUAUGAGCGUGUUUUCGUUUUGUCAUUGUCCUGGUUUGAUGUUGUGAUAAUUGUCCAACUCGUCAACAGCACUCGCAUUUUUAUGGUCAUAGCGAAGUGAAGAUUCAGGAUCAGGCAGGCAGGCACACCAUUCCCUUGAUUAUGGUUUUCUGCUCUUGAACACUUGAAAACCCCGGUCGAAUUAUUGCUACCUACUUCCAGCAAAAUGAAUAUGUAGCAGGUGUCGACCAAUGUCAAAUGUAUUAUGGA